AUGUCCUUGUGUGUGGCAAAGCCCAGAGGAAGAAACCCGUAUGCUGCAGUGAAGGUGGACCCAGAUAGUGAUUACAUCACACCUGGGGCUUUAGACCUGGAGCAGCUGUUUUGGACCGGCACAGCUGGCGCUCAGUACACACAUGUUGACCAAGUCUGGCCCAAUAUCUACAUAGGAGAUGAGAAAACAGCUCUGGAGCGGCAUGGCUUGGUGGAUAUGGGGAUAACCCACGUUCUGAAUGCAGCGGAGGGGAAGUUUAAUAAUGUCUUAACUGGUGCUGAUUACUACAAGGACGUGGACAUCCAGUACUAUGGCAUAGAGGCUGAAGACAGACCCACCUUCAACAUCUCGCAGUUCUUCUAUCCUGCUGCCCAGUUCAUCCACAGCGCCCUCAGUCACCCACAGAACAAAGUGCUGGUACAUUGUGUGAUGGGGCGGAGCAGGUCGGCCUCGUUGGUCCUGGCGUAUCUGAUGAUGGAACAAGGUUUAACUGUGGUGGACGCUGUUGAGCACGUGCGACAGCGCCGCUGCAUCCUGCCCAACCACGGCUUCCUAAAGCAGCUCAGGGCUUUGGACAUAACGCUGCAAGAGGAGAGGCUCAGGCGAAAAAGGGAGACGCAAGAACAAUAAUAAGAUUAGAUAAUAUGCAAGUGUUUACUAUGUCUGUUUUUCUCCCCUCUGAACAGA
This is a messenger RNA of Myripristis murdjan (pinecone soldierfish), 687 nucleotides long. Its product is annotated as dual specificity phosphatase DUPD1-like. Bases 1 to 630 code for a protein of 209 amino acids. Gene Ontology annotation, biological process: negative regulation of MAPK cascade; protein dephosphorylation. The transcript is spliced from 3 exons. Lineage: Eukaryota; Metazoa; Chordata; Actinopteri; Holocentriformes; Holocentridae. Gene Ontology annotation, molecular function: MAP kinase phosphatase activity; protein tyrosine/serine/threonine phosphatase activity. The record is from RefSeq and is a predicted model, not a curated record. Gene Ontology annotation, cellular component: cytoplasm.